AUGAGUCAUUCUUUCGACAUGUGGUGUAUUUUUUGGUUGCAGAUCGGCGCGCUGAAGAAUUAUUAUCUCUUCUCCCACAAACGGCUGCACAAGAGGUCCCUCGCCGUGAGCGAGCCGCAUCACAAGGCGCUGAGAGAUGAAACGCGGGUGCACUGGUUCCAGCAGCAGCACGAGAAGAAGCGCAAGAAGCGCGACUUCGAGAGCGCGCCCUACGCCUUCGUCGGCUUCCCGCCGUUCUUCGACUUCCGGCCGCGCUCGCGCCAUGUCGGCACGACCCAGCAGCCGCCGAGGAUCAGCGCGAGCUUGCCGCUCCAAAAUCUCUUCACGGACCCGCUCUUCAAGGAACAGUGGUACCUGAACGGCGGCGCCAAGGACGGCUAUGACAUGAACCUCGCCCCAGCCUGGCAAAAGGGCUACACCGGCAAGGGUGUCGUCGUGUCCAUCUUGGACGACGGCAUUCAGACCAACCAUCCCGACCUGGCGCUCAACUACGACCAUGAGGCCAGCACCGACAUCAACGACAACGACGACGACCCGAUGCCAAGGGACAACGGCGACAACAAGCACGGCACUCGCUGCGCCGGCGAGGUCGCCGCCGUCGCCUUCAACCAGUACUGCGGCGUCGGCGUCGCCUACAACGCCAGUAUCGGAGGCGUGCGAAUGCUCGAUGGCCCGGUAAACGACGCCGUCGAAGCCAAAGCGCUGGGAUUGAAUCCUGAUCACAUCGACAUAUACAGCGCCUCCUGGGGCCCCGAGGACGACGGCAAGACUGUCGACGGGCCCGGUCCUCUCGCCAGAAGGGCGUUUAUUUACGGAGUGACGAGCGGCCGUAAGGGCAAGGGCUCGAUCUUCGUGUGGGCGUCGGGCAACGGCGGCAGGCACACCGAUUCUUGCAACUGCGACGGCUACACGAACAGCAUCUUCACGCUCUCGAUAUCGAGCGCGACCCAAGGCGGUUACAAGCCGUGGUACCUCGAGGAGUGCAGCUCCACUUUGGCGUCCACGUACUCGUCCGGCACCCCGGGCAACGACAAGAGCGUCGCCACCGUGGACAUGGACGCGAAACUGCGGCCCGACCACAUCUGCACCGUCGAGCACACCGGCACGUCGGCCUCGGCGCCGCUCGCCGCCGGCAUCGCCGCCCUCGCUCUCGAGGCGAACCCCGGCCUGACGUGGCGCGACAUGCAAUACCUGGUGGUGCUCACCUCGCGCUCCGAGCCGUUGAGCAACGAGUCGGGCUGGAUACUGAACGGGGUGAAGAGAAAGGUCUCCCACAAGUUUGGCUACGGCCUCAUGGACGCGGGCGCGAUGGUCACCUUGGCCGAGCAGUGGACCAACGUGCCGCCUCAGCACAUCUGCAAGUCCGACGAGAUCAACGAGGAGAGGCCGAUCGACCCCACUUAUGGCUAUACUUUGAGCGUAUACAUGGACGUCAGUGGCUGCGCCGGCUCCUUGAACGAAGUUCGCUUCCUCGAACAUGUGCAGUGCAAGGUGUCCCUGCGGUUCUUCCCUCGAGGCAAUCUAAGACUGCUGCUGACCUCGCCGAUGGGCACGACUUCGACCUUGCUGUUCGAGCGGCCGCGCGACGUCCUCAGCUCCAACUUCGACGACUGGCCCUUCCUCAGCGUGCACUUCUGGGGCGAGAAGGCAGACGGUCGAUGGACCCUGCAGAUCAUUAACGCCGGGAAUCGACACGUCAACUCACCAGGUAUCCUGAAGAAGUGGCAGCUGAUCUUCUACGGCACGGCGACGAACCCGAUCCGCUUGCGCAACCGGCACUUUAACCCGAGCUACCAAGGUCCGUACACCGGCGCCGCGUCGAACGUACAGGCAUCCGUGGCGACCUUGGACGGCUCGUCGGCGCCGUUACUGACUAACCGACUGCCCGGCGACGUCUCGUCGGCGUCCGCUUAUGACUCGUCCCUGGCGGCGUCGUCCGCGCAAGCGGACGGCUCUUUGGACACCACCAGGAGGAUAUUGCACGACUGCGAUCCCCAGUGUGACUCGCAAGGCUGCUACGGCAAGGGCCCGACGCAGUGCGUCGCCUGUAAAAAUUAUCGACUCGAUAACACGUGCGUCAGCCGCUGCCCGCCGAGGAGCUUCCCCAAUCAAGGUGGCGUCUGCUGGCCGUGCCACGAGUCCUGCGAGGUGUGCGCCGGUGCCGGUCAAGACUCCUGUCUGUCGUGCGCUCCCGCCCACCUGCGAGUCACUGACCUGGCGGUCUGCCUUCAGCAAUGCCCCGAGGGCUAUUACGAAAAUACCGAGAACAGUACAUGCGUGCCCUGCGAGGCGAACUGCGCCAGCUGCCAGGACAGGCCGGACAAAUGCACCAGCUGCGAGCAUCACUUGGUGAUGCACGAGAAUAAAUGCUACGCCGCCUGUCCCGCUUACACGUACGAGACGCAGGACUACAAUUGCGCGCCGUGCCACUCCACCUGCGAGACCUGCAACGGCACCGCGGAGAAUCAGUGCAUCGUCUGUCGGUCUGGGCUGUUCGCUCUGAACGGCACAUGCCACGCGUCGUGCAUGGCCGGCUACAGCGCCGACAAGAAGCGGCGAGAGUGCGUGGCCUGCCCGCCCGGUUGCGCGAGUUGCGCCACGCUGAGCUGCACCAGCUGCGUCGAGGGCUGGAGCCUGAACAAGAAGGGCCUGUGCGCGCCUGAGAACCGCAACAACUGCGACCUCAACCAGUACUACGAGGACGGCCAGUGCAAGCCCUGCCACUCGUCCUGUGAGACCUGCGCCGGUCCCACGGAGGAUUACUGCAUUUCCUGCCCGAACCCGACGCUCCUCCAGGGCAAACGUUGCGUGUCCCAGUGCGAUGAUGGCUACUACUCGGUGGUGCAGCCGUCGCGGCCGGUCUGCGUCCCGUGCCUGCACACUUGCAAGAGUUGUGUGUCCCGCCUCAACUGCACCGCCUGCCAGGACGGGCUGCAGCUGCAGAGCGGGGAGUGCAGGUCGUCCUGCGCGCAAGGUUACUACAGCGACAGAGGCCAAUGCGCCAAGUGUUACUUGUCGUGUAAAACGUGUUCGGGACCACGCAGGGACCAAUGCGUCACUUGUCCGAGCGGGUGGCAAUUGGCAGCCGGCGAGUGCCAUCCGGAAUGCCCGGAAGGGUUCUUCAAGUCCAAUUACGGCUGUCAGAAGUGUCACCACUACUGUCGCACGUGCAAAGGCGAGGGUCCGCUAGAAUGCACCUCUUGCCCGCCACACUCGAUGCUGGAAGGCGGCCUCUGCAUGGAGUGCCUGGGCGCUCAGUACUACGAUCCCUUAACGCAGCUCUGCAAGAGCUGCCAUUCCGACUGCCGAAGGUGCACCGGUCCUGGCAAGUUCAGUUGUUCCGCGUGUUCGCCGCCCUUGCACUUGGAUAAAUUGAACAACCAGUGCGUGCCGUGCUGUACGGGCAACGAGAAGGGGCCCCAGGCUGAAGAGUGUUGUCUCUGUGACCCGGAAACCGGCGGCUGCAGAAAUAGCUCGCCGGCUGGCAAGAGGAGGGUACCGGGAACAGAGUUCUUGACCGAUUCGGGGGUCCCCGAGGCGUACGAGAACGGCAGAACAAGUAGUAACAACGAUUCGGCUACGUUGGCUGUAACAGCGGCCACAACCAUGGCGGUCGCUAUCUGCCUCGCGUCGAUCGCAUUGUUCGCGACGAUAUUUAUCGCUCUACAGGCCUGGUCCGGCAGAAGGGAGGCUAACCUGGGAUACACGCAGCUCGCCGUACGAGUAGAGCCGCCCGACGACGCGGACGUCGACGACACGACGGAACUGAUGACCUAGACCUCGUUAACAGCAACGUAGCCAAUGACAGGACCUCUCCUCUCGUCGAGGAGUCGCAGGGAGAUCGACGAGUCUCGAUUGUGAUUGGUUCGCGAGUCAGAAGUUACGUGCUUUCGCGCCGGCGAAAGGUUCGGGGGUAGCCGCGCGCAGGAGAUAAUGGAGCGCGACGGGAUAUAAGAUUCGUCGCGUGACGAUGAGGGGUAAACAAUGAGAAGACGGUGGUGAACACGCACGGAGGAAUGGAGGAGUGGAAAGAGAAGGAGGAGUUGUAGCAAGAGGAGGAAACGAAGGAGGAUUCGUCGAAAACGUGAUAGUAGAAGAACUUCGUAAAGUAAUGUACGAAUGAGAAAAGAGAAAGAGAGAGAGAGAGAGAGAGAGAGAGAGAGAGAGAGAGAGAGAGAGAGAGAGAGAGAGAGGGAGAGAGAGAGUGGAGAGUGAGAGUGUGAGUGAGAAAGAGAGCGAGCGAGCGAGAGAUAAAAUGAAAAAUUGUUGAAUGUGUGAGUGUGUACGAGAUAUGUUCCAUAGCUAGAAGUAUACUUUUUGCCCGUCGUCGUUGUCGAGUACGUCGUCGUCGUCGUCGUUCGUCGCUAUCACCACCACUGCCGUCGUCGUCGAGCGUACACGUACCGAAAACACUUUCGAUUCCGGAUGGCGGAUGAAGCACGGAGAGAAAGGGUGAAGGACAUUAUAAAGUGCCUGAUUAGUGACGCCCUUGAUCCCACACCCUUUCGCGUUCCCCUUCCGACGUUCUUUCUCUCUCUCUUUCUCCCUCCCCUUCCCUCCCCCUC
This is a messenger RNA of Harpegnathos saltator (Jerdon's jumping ant), 4565 nucleotides long. Its product is annotated as furin-like protease 2. Lineage: Eukaryota; Metazoa; Arthropoda; Insecta; Hymenoptera; Formicidae. Gene Ontology annotation, biological process: protein processing. The coding region runs from base 1 to 3777 and encodes 1258 amino acids. Gene Ontology annotation, cellular component: Golgi membrane; trans-Golgi network. Gene Ontology annotation, molecular function: serine-type endopeptidase activity. The transcript is spliced from 16 exons. The record is from RefSeq and is a predicted model, not a curated record.